CAGCCAGAGGAGUUGUGAAACAACUAGCGAGGAGGAAUCUUGCAAAUUUAAAUAUAAUUCCUUGUCUUCAACAAAGGAAUAGAAAAUUAUUAUUCUCAAAGUGCCAAUACAGAGAGCUGUUUUAUAUAACUACGAUGAAUACUGUUCAAAUGAACUGUGAGAUAUCGAGGCCAUGUGAGAAAUACAAGAUAUACGACAGUACACUAACAUAUAACCGUGAAAGACAUUUUUCCACCGCUAAAAUUAGGGAACUUGAUGAGCUUGAAUUUCACUCAAUUUCCGAUGAAACGCUGAACGUUAUGAUGGAAUACUUUGAAGAGCUUGGUGAUAUGGGAUAUUUCGACGACGACUAUGAUAUUGAAUAUUCAGAUGGAGUCUUGACUGUAAAAUUGGGAGGAAAUAAAGGGACAUACGUCAUAAACAAGCAAACUCCGAACAGACAAAUAUGGCUAUCUUCUCCAACGAGCGGUCCAAAACGAUACGAUUUUACGGAGUCUGACGGUUGGAUCUAUCGUCACAAUGGCAUCUCAUUACAUGAACUUCUUACUGAGGAAAUAAGUGACGUUAUUGGACAGUCCGUCUCGUUCACUGACUUGCAAUAUGGCGGGGGAACAAAAAUCUAGCUAAUGAAGUUGCGUUGUAUAUAAGAAGCUUAAAUAAA
This is a messenger RNA of Dendronephthya gigantea, 661 nucleotides long. RefSeq names its product frataxin, mitochondrial-like. The record is from RefSeq and is a predicted model, not a curated record. The transcript is spliced from 6 exons. Gene Ontology annotation, molecular function: 2 iron, 2 sulfur cluster binding; ferroxidase activity; iron chaperone activity. Gene Ontology annotation, cellular component: mitochondrion. Bases 135 to 623 code for a protein of 162 amino acids. Gene Ontology annotation, biological process: iron incorporation into metallo-sulfur cluster; intracellular iron ion homeostasis. Lineage: Eukaryota; Metazoa; Cnidaria; Anthozoa; Malacalcyonacea; Nephtheidae.